Argentina anserina (silverweed cinquefoil) is the source of this 636-nucleotide messenger RNA. RefSeq names its product histone H3.2. Lineage: Eukaryota; Viridiplantae; Streptophyta; Magnoliopsida; Rosales; Rosaceae. Bases 55 to 465 code for a protein of 136 amino acids. Gene Ontology annotation, molecular function: structural constituent of chromatin; protein heterodimerization activity; DNA binding. Gene Ontology annotation, cellular component: nucleosome; nucleus. The record is from RefSeq and is a predicted model, not a curated record. The transcript has a single exon.
CCCAAAUUCCCAAAAUCCUAACCCUAAUUCCUCUUCUCAAGUCUCAAGCUUUCAAUGGCUCGUACCAAGCAGACCGCCCGCAAAUCCACCGGAGGCAAAGCGCCGAGGAAGCAGCUGGCCACCAAGGCUGCCCGGAAGUCGGCCCCGGCGACCGGAGGAGUGAAGAAGCCUCACCGUUUCAGGCCGGGCACGGUGGCGCUGAGGGAGAUCAGGAAGUACCAGAAGAGCACUGAGCUUCUGAUCCGCAAGCUUCCGUUCCAGAGGCUUGUGAGGGAGAUCGCUCAGGAUUUCAAGACUGAUCUCCGGUUCCAGAGCAGCGCCGUGGCGGCGCUUCAGGAGGCGGCGGAGGCGUAUCUCGUUGGACUUUUCGAGGACACGAAUCUUUGUGCUAUUCAUGCUAAGAGGGUUACGAUUAUGCCCAAGGAUAUCCAGCUUGCUCGGAGAAUCAGAGGCGAGAGGGCUUAGGGAAAUUGAGAUCGAUUUGCUGUGCUUUGGUGUCUUAGAAUUUGAAUUAGAUUUGAAUUUGGUUUAGAAACGGUUGUGAUGAAUUGCGAAAGUUGUUUCGGUUGUAUAUCCUGUUAAGUUCUUUUGAGAAUUUGAUGAAAUGAAAUGUUGCACUCUAUGUGUUUGUGAAAA